CCCCUGCCGUGUUCUUUUAGAUUGGACGAUUUUUCCCCAUCUGUGAUGUGUUCAUGCUUGUUAAAUUGAAUUUAUCAAAUAGUUUAGCAUAAAAAUAAAAAAAAUAUUUCCCGAAUUUUAUAGAGAUGGGCAAUUUCUUCAUAAAUUUUUAUAUCUAACUUAGACAUAAUAAGGACAUAAAUAUAUAGUUUCUUACUUGACUACCUGGCUAGUAAUUAGUAUAGCUGUUUUCAUCCAUCAUGAAUGGUUUGUGGGAUGUUUUGAGUGUGAAGAGGUGGCGUUCUCUUUCGUUUCUUUAUCUUUUUCGAGUUGAUAUAUCUUAUCGGAGUCCUUUUUCCCAUCUAGUUCCUGUGGUCUCGGAACUAUACUAAUCUCUUUUAUCUCUAUAAUUUCACUUUAAUAGUUCCUCCAUAUCUUUCUCUUCCUUCACCCAAUCCCUUCUUCUUAGGAUCCACAAAGAAACAGCCAAAAUAAACAUAUCUCACAACUUGCGUUUCUGGAUUCACCUUGGGGAGGCAUAUCUGGAGUCUUUUACUGCCUUCUUUAUGCACUCUUUUGUGAAGAAGAAGAAGAAGAACAAGAGAGGAGGAAGAUGGCUAGAGACCAGCUCCAGGUGCUGAACGCACUAGAUGUUGCCAAGACACAGUGGUACCACUUCACGGCCAUCGUUAUUGCCGGCAUGGGCUUCUUCACCGACGCCUACGACCUCUUCUGCAUCUCCUUGGUGACCAAGCUCCUCGGCCGGAUUUACUACUACGAUGGCUCCAGCACCCCCGGCUCGCUCCCGCCGAACGUGGCGGCCGCCGUCAACGGCGUGGCCUUCUGCGGUACGCUCUCCGGCCAGCUCUUCUUCGGGUGGCUCGGCGACAAGAUGGGCCGGAAGAAGGUCUACGGCGUCACCCUCAUGCUCAUGGUGAUCUGCUCCAUCGCCUCCGGCCUCUCCUUCGGCCACACCGCCAAGGGCGUUAUUGCCACCCUCUGCUUCUUCCGCUUCUGGCUUGGCUUCGGCAUCGGCGGUGACUACCCGCUCUCCGCAACCAUCAUGUCCGAGUACGCCAACAAGCGCACCCGCGGAGCCUUCAUCGCCGCCGUCUUCGCUAUGCAGGGUUUCGGCAACCUUUCCGGCGGAAUCGUCGCCAUCAUCAUCUCCGCCGCCUUCAAGGCCCGCUUCAAGGCGCCGCCAUACGACGUCGACCAGGUCGCCUCCACCGUCCCCCAGGCCGAUUACGUCUGGCGGAUAAUUCUCAUGAUCGGCGCCCUCCCGGCGGUGCUCACCUACUACUGGCGGAUGAAGAUGCCGGAGACCGCCCGGUACACCGCGCUCAUUGCUAGGAACGCCAAGCAGGCUGCCUCCGACAUGUCGAAGGUGCUCCAGGUCGAGAUCGUCGAGGAGCAGGAGAAGGUGGAGCAGUUCACCAAGAACGCGGCCGGCAACUUCGGCAUCUUCUCGAAGGAAUUCGCCCGCCGCCACGGCGUGCACCUCCUCGGCACCGCCACCACCUGGUUCCUCCUCGACAUCGCCUUCUACAGCCAAAACCUCUUCCAGAAGGACAUCUUCAGCGCCGUCGGCUGGAUCCCCAAAGCCGCCACCAUGAACGCCCUCGAGGAAGUCUUCAAGAUUGCCCGCGCCCAGACCCUGAUCGUCCUCUGCGGCGCCGUCCCCGGCUACUGGUUCACCGUCGCGUUCAUCGACAUCAUCGGCCGGUUCAAGAUCCAGCUAAUGGGCUUCUUUAUGAUGACCGUCUUCAUGCUCGGCCUCGCCAUCCCCUACCACCACUGGACUACCAAGGGCAACCACAUCGGCUUCAUCGUCAUGUAUGCGUUCACCUUCUUCUUCGCCAAUUUCGGGCCCAACAGCACCACCUUCAUCGUGCCCGCCGAGAUCUUCCCGGCGAGGCUGCGGUCGACGUGCCAUGGGAUCUCCUCGGCCGCAGGGAAGGCGGGCGCCAUCGUCGGGGCGUUCGGUUUCCUGUAUGCGGCGCAGAACCAGGACAAGGCCAAGGCCGAUCCCGGCUACCCGGCCGGCAUUGGCGUCAGGAACUCGCUAUUCCUGCUGGCAGGCUGCUGCCUCUUGGGCUUCUUCUUUACCUUCUUGGUGCCCGAGGCCAAGGGAAAAUCUUUGGAAGAGAUGUCCGGGGAAAAUCAAGAUGAAGAAGAUCAGAUUGCCGAAACAGCUAAUUACCACAGGACUGUCCCUGUUUAGAUUUACUUUGAGGGCAUGAUUUAGCUGCAUGCAACUCUGUGUCUAAGAAUUAUCAGAUAGUUUUUAUAGGACAAAAAAAAAAAAAGUCAUCUAGAAUGCUUAUUCACAGUUCUCGCUAUAUGUAAACUAUUUUUGUUGAUAUUUUUUGUCUAGUCCAUCUCAUUUUGGAGAAAAAAGAGUGAUGAGAUCGUCAUCAACACCUGGUUCUAGAUGUUGCAUGCUUGCCAUGUUUCUCCUCUUGGUUGCCUGGAAAACUAGCGCCCACUAGACUUGACUUUGCUGACCUCGAGGGGAUAAGCCGUGGCGGAAGUCCAUACAGUAUUUUUCUUUUUAUACGCUUAUGUAUCCAGACAAACGAUUUACUGAAGCAUUGCUUUAGAAACCUGAUUUCUGAUUCAAAAAAGAAUUAAUUAUAUAGAUGGAGCUGAAUUGUCUGGUGAA
Phoenix dactylifera (date palm) is the source of this 2644-nucleotide messenger RNA. Lineage: Eukaryota; Viridiplantae; Streptophyta; Magnoliopsida; Arecales; Arecaceae. The record is from RefSeq and is a predicted model, not a curated record.